Messenger RNA from Naegleria gruberi, 1440 nucleotides. RefSeq lists its product as uncharacterized. Bases 1 to 1440 code for a protein of 479 amino acids. The record is from RefSeq and is a predicted model, not a curated record. Lineage: Eukaryota; Heterolobosea; Eutetramitea; Acrasida; Naegleriidae. The transcript has a single exon.
AUGAAAGCUACAACAGUUCUGACAGUUUUGACAGUUGUUGCGUUGACAGUUUUGUGUCAUCUUGAGGCAAGUCGCGCGUUAGAUAUUCGCAUGGAUGUGAAUGUGAAUAUUUCAGGGGGAAAGAAGCAUGUUUCCAUUACUCACAGACCUGAGACAAGAAAGCAUGUGGACAUGCAAUUGGACGAAACUCCAAACUAUUCGAAACCACAACAAACAGUCAGCAGAGAAAUCGCAAACGAAAGUAGAGAUGUAAUCAAAACAGCCAAGAACAUAAUUUCCAAAUCAGACGAAACUGUCAUUGCAGAAAAGUAUCUUCUAUUUGCUUCAAAACUUCAAGAAAUUUACAAUCAACUUCCUGACAAUGACAAGACAAGUAAUUUGAAGAAAUUGUUAGCUCAGUACAUUCAAUUAUUUUCUAAAAGAUCAGCUCAUCCAGCUUCUGAUAUUUUGAAAGGUUCCUUGAAAGAUAUUGCAAUGAAUUCAGAAAAUUCAAAUUCUGCUUCUGGUCAAUUGGGACCAAAUGGUCCUGUUUCAAUUGAGGAAACUAGUGGAGGCGCUGAAACCAUGUUCAAGGGUCUUGGAUCUAUUAUUUCUUCUCAAAUUGGAAGAAUCACAAAUCAAAUUAUUGGACAAGUAAGUGGUCAAAUCGGUGGUCAAUUGGGACAAAUGCUUGACGGAGGACAAACUGGUGGAGCUUCAACUUUCACUCCAGAAAAAAUUAAAGAAAUUAUGGAUAAAUUUGGAAGUUAUGCAGGUGGUGUGAAUUUAAUGGGAGUUCAAUUGGGAGGUAAUAUUGCUGAAACAUUGGAACGUUUGGGUUUUCCUCAAUCCAGUCAAAUUGCUUCCUUAUUAGGAAAAUCCAUUACUAAAUUCUCCCAAAGUAAAUUGGCACCAUUGGAAGCUACUGUGAAAAGCAGUGUCAUGCCAAGAGUUGUUAAGAGUGCAACACCUAUUACUGAAUCAAUUGGUUUGCUCACUGGAAGUAUUAGUAAAUCGAGUGCAUUUAAGAAAGUUUCAUUACCGCCAAAAUAUCAAGAAAUGAAAGGAAGUUUGAAGAAUGUAAUCUCCCAAUUGAGUAAGAAGAUACGAAAUGCUCCAAAUGGAUCUGUCAAUAAUACUAAACCAAUGCGUGUUCCUGCUGGUAAUAGAGGCAAUAGAAAUCGACCAAGUCAACCAUCAAUCAUUAAUGGUCCAAAACCAAGAAAUAAUGCUAGAGCACAUAAACCAUUAAGAUUGAGCAAUAAUAGACCCUCUCCUUCACCAAGAAAUACCAGAAAAACAACUGGAGCAGGUGCUGUCAAUCAUGUUAGACCAGUCACUCAUGCAAGCAGACCUAGAGUCAGUAAUCCAGCACCAAGAGCUGCCAGACCACCUCCAGUGGUUCAUCGUGCUGCUGUUGUUCAUAGAGCUGCAGCUCCUGUAUCUGCUCGUAGAAGAUAA